This is a messenger RNA of Marmota flaviventris (yellow-bellied marmot), 573 nucleotides long. The record is from RefSeq and is a predicted model, not a curated record. Lineage: Eukaryota; Metazoa; Chordata; Mammalia; Rodentia; Sciuridae.
AUGCCAGGGGCAGUGAUGGCAGAAGGCACCUUCAGUUUCAAAAAGUUGCUGAAUCAGUGCAAGAACCAGGGGCUGGAGUCUCCUGGAGGAAUUGCUAUACCCCCAGUGUAUGGUCAGCUUUUAGAUUUGUAUUUGCUCCACAAGGACACGAAUAAUGCAAGAUGUCUUUGGAAAAGGAUACCACCUGCUAUCAAAUCUGCAAAUUCUGAACUUUGGGGAAUUUGGUCAGUAGGACAGAGGAUCUGGGAGAGAGAUUUCCCUGGGAUCUAUAUGACCAUCUAUGUCCACCAGUGGCAAAAGUUAGUCCAGCCAAUCAUGGAAGCACUUAGACAUGCUACUAGGAGAUAUGUACCUUCCUUGAGGAUUUAUGAGGUUGUGAAAGUUAUAUUAGAAAAAAGAAUGGCAAGCCGACUCUGUCAGGAGAAUGGUUCGCCCAGAAAGCCAGUUGCAGAUUCCCUGGAUGUUUCCUGUAACAGGUUUAUUUUUUUUCCAGAGCCUGCCCCAGUUCCACCAAUCCUUAAUGAACAGCAAUUAGCCAGACAGACUGAUUAUGUGGCUCUCCUUGAAAAUUGA